AUGGGCAUCCCAGCAUUGUGGGACACGAUCAAGAAGUACGAAGAAUGUGUUCUACUUGCAGAACUGGCCGAAGCACACCACCGCUCUCAUGGCAAGCCACUUAGAAUCGCCGUCGACGAAGCUGAUUGGCGCUUCAACAACCUUACGCAGCAGCAGGUGUAUACAAUACGUCAGAGCAUCGAGAAAGCCAUGUUCUAUCGCAUUUGCCAUUUUCUUACACUGAACAUUCAACUCAUCUUCGUCUUCGAUGGCCCUGGCCGCCCCUGGAAGAGGGGUAAACGAGGGCAAGGUAAAAUCGACUACGAAGAGCGGCGGCUUCUACAGAGCGUGCUUAACUGUCUUGGUGUACCGUAUCAUGAGGCACCGGGAGAAGCUGAGGCUGAGUGCGCUCGUCUGCAGAUUCUAGGCAUAGUCGAUGCAGUCUGGUCUCAAGACUCUGAUGCGCUCAUGUUUGGUUGCACCUUCUUGUUGAAUGAUUGGCGCGUUGCGAAAGAGGAUAGCAAUAAGGAUCGAUCAAAGGAGAAUACAAAAAAGAGUGGCAAGUACGCUCGUGUAAUACGAACAAAUGAGUUGCGGGAGCUACACGGCCUGGACCGAGAAGGAAUGGUGCUUUUUGCCAUGCUCGUUGGCGGCGACUAUGAUACCAAAGGCCUACCUGGUUGUGGUCCUUCCAUGGCCAUGCAGGCGGUAAAACAUGACCUUGGAAGAAGCCUUUGUGCGUGUCGCAACCAAAGAGACUGCAGUCUCUGGGGGAUAGAGCUGGCUACGUUCCUCCAAACCAGCUAUCGGGGGCGUAGUAUCCCGGUUCCCCCAACAUAUCCCGACUACAAAAUCUUGCACAAAUACAACCAUCCCAAAGUCAACACCGAUCUGGAUUUGCUGAACCGAUCAAGGUUGAAGCUCGACUAUAUCCGUCCCAUACAAGAGCUCGAAUUACUGGAGGUUACGAGCAAGCGCUUCGAUAUCUGGGGCAGACUAUACAUGAACUGGGUCGCCCCGGUCCUUCUUAUGCGAUACCUUGUAGCACGAGACCCUUCACAGCCAAAGGAAAUUGUACACGACAUUCGACUUACUAAGCGAAGAGUCACGAAGGACGAGCCGACGCCAACGCGUAUUUUCGAGCGUAAACUGACUUUCUCACCUUUCGGUGUUUCCGAUCUGUCAAGAACUGAUUUUGAAGACGAUCACCUUGGCUACUGGAACGGAGACUACGAGGUUUUGUUUGAUCCUGAAUACCGCGUAGAAUGCGAGAUACCAGAGUACUGGCUUCGCAAAGUUCUCCCGCGGGAUGUAUUCGAGCCUUCUACCCCGGUGCCAACGCAGGCGCCAAAGCGCAAGCGACAGGUAGAUCAUAAUGAAGAAGGUGCCGCGGCAACAAACUCAACCAAGCUGCGGCACUUAGCCAACGAGGGUCCUCGUGUGUCAUCAAGCGCUCGUUCGCGGAUCUCCACAACGCCUAUGCUUCCGUCAGAACGGUCAGGUAUGUCUGUGUCGCUUUCACAACGGUCCGCUACGCCAUCCACGUCUCAAAACACUCCUAUGUCCAAAGCUACAAAAAAACUUCUCAGCAUGAUUGAGCUUUCUGAAUCUGAAGAUGAGGAAGAUCUUGGUCUACCCCCAACUACUCGUCCGACAAAAUCAUCGCUGGAUGCUUCAAAAAUGUCGCAUAUUGUUGAACUGUCAUUCUCGGAACCAACUACUGACAGAGACCAUUCAAUCUUGUUCGAUGAUGCGUAUGUUGAUAGGAGAGACGAGGAAGACGAAGAACUACAGCUAGCUUUACGCCUCAGUAUGCAAGAUCAGGUCAGAGGCCCAAUACCGCCAGCUAAUAGAGGUGGCUACGGUGACAUCUUCGCGAUGAGGGAAGAAGGCAGAAAUGUAGAAGGCUAUUCAGUGCCCGCCUGGUCGCUUGAUGAGACCAACGUUCCCUCUACACCCACCAGCCCACAACCGUCCAUCCGCCAAGUAAGCAGAAAUUCAACACAGAGAUCUGUUGGUCGUCCAAGAGGCACGCAUGCCAAUUCUAUCAGUCUAAACCCUGUCGAGGUACCUGCCUGGUACUUUGCCCCGCCUUCUACCCAAGACCCUACGACGUCUGCAACGUUACCUCGCAAACCAACUAAGGCAAAUGGCGAUAACACAAACGCAAACGUUCCAUCUUCCAACCAACCUACUUUGUCUGAGAUGCGUGCUGCUCGGCUUCAACGCUUUGAGACAUCUUCCGCCGUUACUACUCAGGAAACAAACAAGCCACAACCCUCACCGGUCGCUACUGGGACAUCCAAACGAAGAGCAUCUCCAUAUAAAGUGCCGGUAGGCAGUGAGUGUAUCGAUCUGACGGAUGAUUAA
Pyrenophora tritici-repentis Pt-1C-BFP is the source of this 2349-nucleotide messenger RNA. The record is from RefSeq and is a predicted model, not a curated record. Lineage: Eukaryota; Fungi; Ascomycota; Dothideomycetes; Pleosporales; Pleosporaceae.